This is a messenger RNA of Argentina anserina (silverweed cinquefoil), 927 nucleotides long. RefSeq names its product metalloendoproteinase 3-MMP-like. Gene Ontology annotation, biological process: extracellular matrix organization; collagen catabolic process; proteolysis. NCBI's taxonomy places the organism in Eukaryota, Viridiplantae, Streptophyta, Magnoliopsida, Rosales, Rosaceae. Gene Ontology annotation, molecular function: zinc ion binding; metalloendopeptidase activity. The record is from RefSeq and is a predicted model, not a curated record. The coding region runs from base 1 to 927 and encodes 308 amino acids. Gene Ontology annotation, cellular component: extracellular matrix. The transcript has 2 exons.
AUGACACCAAAAUCUGAUAUUUCUCUUUUCAUAGUCACCCUUCUUCUCCUCCUCCUCACCCUCUUUUCUUUCCUCUCUAACGCAUCGGCAAAAGAACCCCUUAGCAAAAGCUCAUCUCCGUUUAAGUUCAUUGAGCAUCUAAAGGGGUGUCACAAAGGUGACAGGGUGAAGGGAAUCAAUGAACUCAAGAAGUACCUACACAAGUUUGGUUACUUGAACUACAAGAACCACGUCCAUUUUGACACCGAUGAUUUCGACGAGCUCCUUGAGGAAGCCAUCAAGACUUACCAGCUCAAUUUCCACCUCAAGGCCACCGGAGUGUUGGACGACAAAACCGUAUCAAAGAUGAUGAUGCCUCGUUGUGGUAUGCCUGAUAUCAUCAAUUUCUCCUCAUCCAUGCGAUCAACCAGGAUCAAUCGCGGUUCAAUUCAUAUAAACUCUGUUCACUACUCAUUUCCAGAUGGAAAUCCAAAAUGGUCUUCCGCUAAGUUCAAUCUCACUUAUGGUUUUCUCGCUAGCACCCCAUCCCAAGCCAUGGGUCCUGUGGCAAAGGCUUUCGCAACUUGGGCCAAGAACACUCACUUCAAGUUCAGCAAGGCCCAAAGCGGGAGUGCAGAUUUGAAGAUUAGUUUUGAGAGGAGAGCUCACGGAGACCAAUAUCCAUUUAAUGGGCCUGGUGGAGAACUGGCCCAUGCUUUUUACCCGCCGGACGGGAGACUCCACUAUGACGCAGAGGAGAGUUGGUCGGCGGGGCCUAAACCAGGUACUUAUGACUUGGAGAGUGUCGCUUUACAUGAAAUAGGGCACCUUCUGGGACUUGGGCAUAGCUCAAUAGAGGGAGCUGCCAUGUACCCAAUCAUACCCGAGGGACAAUCUCUUAGUUUGAAGGGAGACGAUCUUCAAGGAAUUAAAGCUUUAUAUGGUUGA